This is a messenger RNA of Microdochium trichocladiopsis, 1760 nucleotides long. Its product is annotated as riboflavin transporter MCH5. Gene Ontology annotation, molecular function: transmembrane transporter activity. Gene Ontology annotation, biological process: transmembrane transport. NCBI's taxonomy places the organism in Eukaryota, Fungi, Ascomycota, Sordariomycetes, Xylariales, Microdochiaceae. The coding region runs from base 107 to 1555 and encodes 482 amino acids. Gene Ontology annotation, cellular component: fungal-type vacuole membrane. The record is from RefSeq and is a predicted model, not a curated record. The transcript is spliced from 3 exons.
GUCGAGCUGAAUCUCUACACCUUUUUCGACAGCCGGCUGUAAUGUUAUCAUAAAAAUUGACUUGCACCUGUACGAUUAGAUUGGAGACUUUAGGACUCCUAGCAGCAUGGCUCAUCACGGAGCCUCGGCCCAUGGGGACGUCCUUGAGAACGACGAUUCCCCCACUGCGACAUCCAACCCGGACCUCGAGGCCCGCCAAUUCACAACAGCAAAAGCGCCAGCAAAGGACGAUUCCUCCCAGAAUCAGCACCAUAAUGCCUCACACCCAGAGCCAGCCACGGGCACGCCCCUGACGCCCACCAUCUCGGCAACAUCAUUCACCGCCGCACCGACCAAUGACGACGACGACUAUCCAGAUGGAGGCCUGGCAGCCUGGUCGGUCGUGUUUGGCGCGUGGUGCGCGUUCCUGUGCACCUUUGGCAUGUUCAACUGCUCGGGCAUCUUUGUCCAGGUGUAUCACGACGACAUCCUGCGUGACAGCAGCCUGGCCUUGAUCUCGUGGAUCCCGGCAAUCCAGGGCUUUGCUAUGGACAGCAGCACGGCUGCCGUCGGCCGCGCCUUCGACUCGUACGGCCACCGCUGGCUGCUCUACAGCGGCACGCUCAUCUUCAUCCUGGGCCUCAUGAUGACCUCGCUCUCCACGCAGUACUACCAUUUCAUCCUGGCGCAGGGCAUAGUCAGCGGCAUCGGCCAGUCGUGCAUCGCGACCACGACCAUGGCGUGCAUCAUGACGUGGUUCAAGCGCCGGCGCGCGGCCGCGCUGGGCAUCGCCAUCUCCGGUUCCGGGGUCGGCGGCGUGGUCUUGCCCAUCAUCCUCACGCAGCUCAUCCCCCGGAUCGGGUUCGGCUGGGCCAUGCGCGUCGUGGGUUUCUUGUGCUUAUGCCUGUGCGUCACGGCGUGCGUGCUCGUGAGCUCACGGCUCAAGCCCAAGCCCGAGCCGCUGCUAUUGAAGGACUACACGGCUCCGUUCAAGGAGAGGACGUCGGCGCUGUUGUUUGUCGGGUGCUUCUUGUUCUUCGGGGGCAUGUUUGUGCCGCAGAACUACAUCGUCGUGCAGGCCAGGCAGGCGGGCGUGAGCGAGAAUUUUGUGGCUUACCUGAUCUCCAUCUGGAGUGCAUCAAGCAUCCCCGGUCGGAUCAUCCCUGGCCUCCUCGCCGACAGGAUGGGCCGCUUCAACCUCACCACGCUCUGGCUCCUUGCGUCCGGCGUCCUCACCCUCGCGCUGUGGCUGCCCGGCGUCCACAGCACGCCCGCCCUCGUCGCGUACGCCGUGCUCUUCGGCUUCGUGUCCGGCUCCAUCUUCAACCUGGCCCCGGCCUGCGUCGCGCAGGUCAGCAAGAUCCGCGAGGUUGGUACGCGCACAGGCAUCGCGUUCGGCCUCGGUGGCGUCGGGGUGCUCAUCUCGCCGCCCAUCGCGGGCGCGAUCCUGGAGAGCAUGGGCGGCAAGGACUACUGGGGCUUGCAGGUGUUCUGUGGGCUCGAGAUGCUUGCUGGCAUGGCGUGCUUUGCUGCUGCCAGAGUGCUGCAGAGCGGAUGGGGUUGGACGAAAGUGUAGAAAUGGGCUGUGGUGAGACGGGGACAGGUAACAUUCCCGCAUACAUGUCAUUCUAAGGUUAAGAAAAAGGUGAAUACAAGUGUGGGUUCUAUGUCCCGUAAUCCCCCCAGCUAGAGCGCAUCCAGUUCGUGCCUGUAUGUCGCACUCUCCAAAGUAUUUGUGACGGAUAUCCAGCUCAGACCCAUCGACAACCUCCUUUCGCUAU